AUGGCAGUACAACACAUCACAGAGAAUAGCAACAACGACGUGAAGGGUAGCUUCCUAGAAGCGACCUCGUCCGGUAGGGUUCGUCAUGAGCUGCAGGUGACACCAGACCGUCAUCAAGCUACUGCGCUGAAGAACAAACAUCUGCUUAAAAUCACUACAUGGAAUGCUAGAACAAUGAAUAAAGCUGGAAAGUUGGAAAACAUCAAGGAGGAAAUGAACAGAUUGCACAUCAAUUUCAUGGGCAUAUCUGAGAUGAGAUGGACAGGAGCUGGAGCUAUAUCAUCAGAAAACCAUAAGAUCAUAUACUCAGGAGGCGAACAGCACGAACGAGGAGUUGGCAUCAUCGCAGACUCGAAAACAUCGAAGGCUUUACUAGGAUACUGGGCCGUUUCUGACCGCAUUCUAUUUUAUGCCCAGUUAGAUCAGGCAUACUCGCAGUGCAAAUCCCAGGAUAUCAUCAUUGUUAUGGGGGAUUUCAAUGCUAAAGUUGAUAACGAGAGGGUAGACAACAUCGUGGGUCCUCAUGGACUAGGAAGCCGUAAUGAGAGAGGGGAGAUGCUGGUGGAAUGGGCGCAAACGAACAACAUGAUAAUUGGAAACACCUGGUUUAAGCAAUCACCAAGAAGUCUGUGGACAUGGUUGAGUCCAGAUGACCACACCCGGAAUCAGAUUGAUUACAUUCUUGUUAAUAAACGCUUUCGUAACUCUCUUUUGGCAUCCAAAACGUUAUCAGGAGCAGACUGUUACAGCGAUCAUGUUCCAGUGAUGGGCCGUAUUAGGGCCAAGAUGAGAAAACUAAAGAAACCUACCCUAAGGGAACAACUAGAUGUAUCAUUACUCCAGAAAGAUAACACUAUAAAGGAGAAGUACGCUGUAGAGGUAAAGAACAGGUUCAGUGCUUUAGAGGGUCUUGAUUCCAUCGAGGAUCAUUGGAAGGGCUUGAAGGUUUCGAUCAUGGAUGCAGCAAACGAAGUGCUACCAAGGGUAGGAAGAACAACAAAGAAGAAAUGGAUGACAGAUGAAAUAUUGCUUAUGGAGAGAAGGGGGGCUUCUAAGAACAACAAAGAAGCUUAUCAACAUCUAAACAAGCAGAUUACCAUCAAAUGCAAUGAAGCAAAAGAAGCUUGGCUUACUGAAAAAUGCAAAGAGGUUGAGAAACAUCAUAACUCUGAUUCAAGAGCCAUGCAUAAAAAGAUCCAUGAAAUUACCAACAAGAAGACUCAAUCAUCAUCAGGAUGUCUUAAAUCAAAGACGGGGGGCAUCAUCAUGGAAUGUGACAAGAUCCUGGAGAGGUGCUCAGAAUACUUGAUUGAACUCUUUGAUGAUGAGAGGAACACGGAAUGUACUAUCGACUUAGAAAUGAGUGGUCCACCCAUCAUGGAAGAUGAAGUAAGGCAUGCUGUAAGAAAAAUGAAAAAAGGUAAAGCUCCAGGGCCUGAUAACAUCACUCUAGAAAUUAUACUAGCCCUAGAUGAAUAUGGCAUUAACUUACUGACAUCUCUGUUGAACAAGAUCUACGACACAGGUAUGAUGCCACUAGACCUUUUAAAGUCUGUCUUCAUCGCUCUACCCAAGAAGCCAGGAGCAACAGAAUGUGAAAACCAUCUGACCAUAAGCCUGAUGAGUCAAGUGACAAAAAUACUCCUGAAGAUUAUCACCAAUAGAGUCAGGAAUAAAAUUAAGCCGGAGAUUACUGAAGAACAAUGCGGUUUUGUGGAAGGAAAGGGCACGGCCAAUGCUAUAUAUAUUCUGAGAAACAUCAUUGAAAGGUCACUGGAAGUACAGAAAAACAUCUACAUGUGCUUUAAAGAUUAUACUAAAGCAUUUGACAAAGUAAGACACGAUGAAAUCAUUAACAUCCUAGAGCAACUGCACAUAGAUGGAAAAGACCUGCCGGCAUGCUACGCGUGGUUCAACCAGCGAGUGCAAACCCUGCUCUUGCUUGGAAUCCACAUCCACCACCUGCUGGCUUCACGAAUCCCUGAUCGAGUUACCUGUAGGCAAUUAGGUGUCACGGCGUGGAUACAGCAAACACAGAUUUCCCCGCUCCCUUGCCGGCUCUGCACCAACCUCUCCCCUCGCAAUAUUUUUUCCGCUUGUCCUCGGUGUCCUGAUGAUUAUGCCCAAUUAGCAAGAAACUGCGUUAAUCCUGAAGAGAAAUCCAGUGCUAGAGUUUUUAAGAGUUGUCGUGACUUCAACUUCGUUCUGACAACUUCUGUGACAUCACUGGUGCCAAGCUGCAUGGGCACUUACCUUCCCUUGGAUUGCAUGAUGUUGAUAUGGGGCCCUGCCGCAUGGAUAAUAGCUUAUCUUCUGUAUCAGCGUUGUUCAGGCUUGCACCCUGGAGAGGACACUUCAGCGCCGCUGCAUAGUGUCAACACAACACGAGAAAUGACAAUUACCGGCUAUAAGCCUGGGUCACGAUUGGUGUUGAAGAUUUUUGUCCUUAUUUUUAUACCAAUAGACAGGCCUGUUCUUAUGGACUGCCCCAUAUGUUCAAGAAUUCUAUGCUUGAACCAAUGUGUUAAUCCAAUAUACCUAGUAUUACAGCUAGGACAGUUACACAUAUGUACAAUGUUUGAACAUAAGUCUGAAGCGAAAGACUUUAAAAAAGUGCUGAUAAUCCUGCGUAAGGAUGUCAUGUGUGUUCUCAAGACAAUAGAGCUUUCUGUUCUGUUUCUUGAUCUCAUGGUCAAGAAGCUUGUAUAG
Molecule: messenger RNA, 2709 nt
Organism: Penaeus indicus
Lineage: Eukaryota; Metazoa; Arthropoda; Malacostraca; Decapoda; Penaeidae
Exons: 8
Coding region: 1-2709 (902 amino acids)
Molecular function (GO): catalytic activity
Source: RefSeq, a predicted model, not a curated record